AUGAUGUACAACGCGACUUCGGGGAGAAGGGACCGGCUGCCUAGGACCUUUGAGCGCCUCGCCCCCAUCAAUUUAAAUCUACAAGAACCAUUGUCGACCAGGGCUACACACCAUCUACCCGCAGGAACCACCCUCAACCCACAAUUCGAGAGCAACGCCCCCCCUCUCUCUCACCAUGGCCAUGCGCACCUCACAGCAGCUGCGCAGCCUGCCAUCCCGGCUCCUCCAAACCGCCAGCAACCCCCGCCACUGCAUUCGCAGCCUUCACAGCAAGAGCACACCCGUUGUGCCGCCUCCAACUCCCUUCGUCCCGGACGUCCCAACCUUCCUCACCCUGAUCGGCCGCCAAAUGUCCAAGCACGCGAGCAAGAUCACCUCAUGGGACCAACUCUUCAAAGCCUCCUCGCCGAGCUACAGGAGCUCGGCAUCGAGCCUGCCCGCCAACGGCGCUACCUCAUCCGCAAGCGCGAGAAGUUCCGCAACGGCAUCUACGGGCCCGGCGGUGACCUAGAAACGGUCGUGGACGGGGUCGCGCAGCUGCGGGUCGUCGAAGUUCCGCGUGAGGCUCUGCCUUCGGCCACAAGUGCCGAGGCCGUGGCGGGUGACAGUGAGAGCGCGAUUGCUCAAUCUAAGCCUCUUGCUUCUGCGGCCGUGACGCCUGGUAUGAAGAGGGCAAUCGUGAACCUGCUACCCGGCGUUACGGAGUAUAAGCACGAACCCAACACGGUGCUGAAGAAGUUUCUGGGAAUGAAAAUCCACCGAGGAUCGCAGAUUAAGGGUCCUUAUCUGUUGCCUGUGCGGGGGAGUCAUGGUCGUGCGGCGACGAUCUCUGUCCAGGAGGGUAUGUGGGAAGACAAGCGGGGACACAAGAUUGAUGGUGGUGAACGCCGACAGAGAGAGGUUCGGGCGAAGAAGGAGCUUGAGGAGAGGAGGAAGCGGGCAUAG
This is a messenger RNA of Penicillium chermesinum, 945 nucleotides long. RefSeq names its product mitochondrial 37S ribosomal protein mS41. The record is from RefSeq and is a predicted model, not a curated record. Bases 1 to 945 code for a protein of 314 amino acids. The transcript has 2 exons. NCBI's taxonomy places the organism in Eukaryota, Fungi, Ascomycota, Eurotiomycetes, Eurotiales, Aspergillaceae. Gene Ontology annotation, cellular component: mitochondrion.